Messenger RNA from Triticum dicoccoides, 616 nucleotides. Its product is annotated as auxin-responsive protein SAUR71-like. The transcript has a single exon. Gene Ontology annotation, biological process: response to auxin. Lineage: Eukaryota; Viridiplantae; Streptophyta; Magnoliopsida; Poales; Poaceae. The record is from RefSeq and is a predicted model, not a curated record. The coding region runs from base 99 to 383 and encodes 94 amino acids.
UUCACAUCGACCGAAACCUAAGCUCUAGCUAGCAGCUAGCUAUAUACCAUAUAUACUAUUUCCUCGUGAUCAGUUCGUUCAUCAGCGAUCAACCGACGAUGAGGGAGCUGAUCCGGCGCCUGAGCUUCUCAGACCGGGUGAGCGACGGCAGCGGCGGCGUGCCGCGCGGGUGCGUGCCGGUGCUGGUUGUGGGCGACGGCGACGAGAAGUGCGAGCGGUUCGUGGUGCGGGUGGAGGCUCUGCGGCACCCGUCGCUGGCAGCGCUGCUGGAGAUGGCGGCGCAGGAGUUCGGGUACAAGCAGGAGGGCAUCCUCCGCGUCCCCUGCGCCGUCAACAAGUUCAGGCAGGCGCUCACUACCGCCGCCGUCUCCAAGAACUACUGAUUAGUAAAUUAAUUCUCCAGCUGAUCAAUCAAGCAGACCGACCCCCGAUCGAUCCAUUGACUUCCUGGGUACUUGAGGAGCGAUUCUUUGGUCCAUUUUGAUUCUCCUGGCGAGUUGACUCUCUUGCGCAUCUUUUCUUAACUUUCCAUUUUGAUUUCUUCUGGUUGGGGAAUGACAUGAAAUGGUUGCCUGUAUGCAUGUGCGAUGUAUAAGGCGCACUGUAAAAAAUUACA